AUGUUUGUGGGGCUCAGCAACACGACGUCGCUAUCCCUGAGGCGGCAGUUCAAUGAUAUCGCGGGCAAGGCCCGCGCGACCAAGAUCUUCGUGCGCCCCAGGAGCCUCACCGACGCAAACAGGGGCGCGAUCACCGGGCGGCUGCCGCUCAUAUUUCCGGCAGGGACGCGUUGCGCCUUCAGCAACAGCCAAGUGGAUGAGGGCGACGCCGGCCACGCGGUGCUCGUGGCUGCGCUCAAGGGGCUGAGGGUCGGCGGCGUCGGGGCGCAGCACUCGGCCUUCUCUGUUUCCAUUGCAAACUUCAGCGGCAGCUACAACACUACGGGGCAGUAUGCCAGCAACGCGACGUUCAACAUCAACAACACAACCCUGGACGGGUUCAAACUGCGCCUGGCCGACAUCAACAGCGGCGGCGCCGUCGCAGCUCUGACGCUGCGGCAAGGGGGCGUCAAGAACGCGUCGGUCAAGGCCACGGGGUUGCUGACGUCGGCGUACCUCUUUUGA
Monoraphidium neglectum is the source of this 504-nucleotide messenger RNA. RefSeq lists its product as hypothetical. NCBI's taxonomy places the organism in Eukaryota, Viridiplantae, Chlorophyta, Chlorophyceae, Sphaeropleales, Selenastraceae. Bases 1 to 504 code for a protein of 167 amino acids. The transcript is spliced from 4 exons. The record is from RefSeq and is a predicted model, not a curated record.